AUGCCUUCCUUGGUGAUGCCGCCAAACUUGAAACAGAAAAAUGAUCACCUCUCGCCGGUCAAUCAGGCGCGACGUCUCUCAGUCAUUCGAGGUCCCUCGCAUCCUCCGCUGAUGAAUAUCACUUUAGGAGAGCUCACACGGAGACAAAGCCGAAAACAUGUAGAUAGAAUGGCAAUCGUUUCACAGCACCAAAACGAGGUCAUCUCGUAUUCACAGCUGCACGAGUACAGCGAUGAUUUGGCGGCUGGAAUGAUUUCUCAGGGUGUAGAACGAGGUGACCGAGUGGCGGUGAUGCUUGGGAAUCGCUCAGAAUACGUCUAUCUGCUUUUAGCAUGUGCAAAGAUAGGAGCAAUCAUUACGUUGUUGAACUAUGCCUAUUCUCACGCCGAAAUUAUUUCUGCUCUAUCGACCACAAGACCGAAACUGCUUUUUACCACUCUCGGGACAUACAAGUAUGACUAUCGACCCUGCCUAGCCCAACUAGAGCAACGAGUGGUUCCGUCCCUAAAAAUGGUAGUUCUUCUCCAUGAUAUCAGUGGAUUCUACCCACCCAAGGAUUCAUCCGCAUUUUUCGGUAGUUUCAAAAGACUGCUCGAGAUGGGAAGGAAGCAAAUAAUUGAUUGGGAGACCUUCGAGAAGAUGCUGAGGGAUACGGAUAUACUCAACCUCCAAUUCACGUCGGGAAGCACUGGUUCCCCCAAGGCAGCGGCACUUACGCAUCACGGCAUGUUGAACUGCGCUAGAUAUAUCGGGAUGAAAAUGAAUAUCAGGAUGACGGACAAGGUGGUCAUACCUGUUCCUCUAUUUCACGCGUUUGGUCUUAUUAUUGGUCUCUGUGCCAACCUCGUUCAGGGAACAGCUACUGUUUUGCCAUCAGAGUACUUUGAUGCUUCUUUGACUCUGAAUGCCGUCCAGAAAUACCAGUGUACAGGUCUCUAUGGAGUUACCACAAUGUUCAUUGACCAGCUCUCGCACCCUGACUUUACACAGACAGAAAGAUCGUCUCUAAGAUUUGGACUCAUGGCUGGCUCGGCAAUGCCAGAGGACUUGCUCCUCAGGGUCAUCAAAAAAUUCCCGAUUCGCGACAUUUACACAAAUUGGGGCAUGACGGAACUCUCAUCAAUUGCAACAAUGACCUCUGCAAACGAUCCCAUCUCGAAGAAACAGAAGACAGCAGGAAAAUUAUUGCCGAACUUGACUGCGAAGAUUGUAGCUCCCAACACGGGUAAUAUUUUGCCCUGGGGAGCUCGAGGCGAAAUCGUUGUCAGUGGGUUUAGCGUUAUGCAUUCAUAUUUCGAAGAUGUUGAGAGAACUAGGUGCAGUAUAAAGCAUCACACUGAGGAUAGACGAUGGAUGCACACUGGCGACGAAGGUUAUUUAGAUGAGGACGGGUACCUUGUCGUUACGGGUCGAAUCAAGGAUCUCAUAAUCCGAGGCGGUGAAAACAUAGCCCCAAUGGAGAUUGAAGAGAGGCUAUUCGAACAUCCUGCCAUUAAACAGGCAUGCGUGUUUGGUAUCCCAAAUGAAAGAUAUGGCGAAGUUGUCGCGGCCUUUUUAGAGCUUGAGGAUGGAAGCACAAGACCGGACGAUGAGAUAGUCCGAGAGUGGGUCCGAGGAGCAUUGUCAAGGUUUAAAGUUCCUGUACGGAUAUGGUGGCUUGGGGAUAUAGAAAAAGGAUGCCCUGUGGAGUGGCCGAAGACUGCGAAUGGGAAAUUGCGAAAGAAGGAUAUUCGAGAGAUUGGAGCGAGGCUGGCACAAAAAGGUGCUGGGACCGAUGAACCUCGCCCUAGAGAGAUGCUAUGA
Messenger RNA from Hyaloscypha bicolor E, 1803 nucleotides. Its product is annotated as acetyl-CoA synthetase-like protein. Lineage: Eukaryota; Fungi; Ascomycota; Leotiomycetes; Helotiales; Hyaloscyphaceae. Gene Ontology annotation, biological process: fatty acid metabolic process. The record is from RefSeq and is a predicted model, not a curated record. The transcript is spliced from 7 exons. Gene Ontology annotation, molecular function: medium-chain fatty acid-CoA ligase activity. The coding region runs from base 1 to 1803 and encodes 600 amino acids.